Numida meleagris (helmeted guineafowl) is the source of this 1808-nucleotide messenger RNA. RefSeq names its product regulator of G protein signaling 7 binding protein (gene RGS7BP). Gene Ontology annotation, biological process: G protein-coupled receptor signaling pathway. NCBI's taxonomy places the organism in Eukaryota, Metazoa, Chordata, Aves, Galliformes, Numididae. The record is from RefSeq and is a predicted model, not a curated record. The coding region runs from base 139 to 906 and encodes 255 amino acids. The transcript is spliced from 6 exons. Gene Ontology annotation, cellular component: nucleus; postsynapse; neuron projection.
CAGGCGCCAGCCUUCUGCUCGCUGCCGUGAGCGGCGCGGGGCACGCACCCUCCCCGGGGCGGCGGCGGGGAAGGCGCUGCCCGCGCCCGCGGGGCCCCCUCGUAGGCGGCGGCGGCUCCGCGCGGCGGAUGCGCGUGCAUGAGCUCUGCACCGAGCGGGCGCAGGAAGCGCCCCCGCCCCGCCGCCUCCAUCUUCCCGGGCAGCGGGACCUCACCGCGCGGCCGCGACGGGGAACGGCGGGGCAGCGGCUCUGAGGGCGCCUGCCAGAGCCAGCGGGCCCUGGACGACUGCAAGACGCUCGUCCAGGAUUUCAAUACCCAAGUGGCCCUGUACCGGGAGCUGGUGAUUUCCAUUGGGGAUGUCUCUGUCACCUGCCCGUCUCUGCAUGCAGAAAUGCACAAAACUCGGACACGGGGAUGUGAGAUGGCCUAUCAGGCUCAUCAGAAGCUAGCGGCGAUUUCUGGCCCAGAAGAUGGUGAAAUUCAUCCUGAAAUCUGUAGACUAUAUAUCCAGUUGCAAUGUUGCUUAGAAAUGUACACAACAGAAAUGCUCAAGUCCAUAUGUCUGCUAGGAUCCCUGCAGUUUCAUCGGAAAGGAAAAGAGCUUUGUGCCCCACCAAAGAUCUUGGACAUUAAAGUGGAGGAGAGCUCCGAAGUACCUAUUUUAGAAGACACAUUGUCAUCACCUACAGAUAUUCAACAGCAUCUAUGGCAGGUUUCCACAGACAUUGAAAACACUGAGAGAGACAUGAGAGAAAUGAAAAACCUUUUAAGUAAACUCAGGGAGACUAUGCCUUUACCACUGAAAAAUCAAGAUGAUAGCAGCCUCCUAAACUUGACCCCUUACCCAUUAGUAAGAAGACGUAAGCGAAGAUUCUUUGGACUGUGUUGUCUUGUCUCAAGUUAGAAGAUUAAAUACAGGAACACCAAGAAAAUCAAACAUUGAUGAAACCAUCGUCAUUUCACCUGUGAAAGGAACAUUACUACUCUUGAUUGUAAAGUAUGUUUUCUAUGCUGGCCUGUUCUUUUUCUCAGCUGCUCCAUCCUCCUUUUCAACAUAAGAGUUUUAAAGCUUAAAGUUACAGUGGCCAAGAACCAGCUGCAGAGUAGAUCUAGCAUAACUAAGAGUGCUUUUAAAACUUCUAAAAGUAUGUUUUGCAUGCUUACUUUCAACCACUCAGAGAAAAGACAUACGGAUUAUGGUUAAUAGAUUAUUUUUAAGUUGCUAUUGUUUGAACUACAGCUGAAAGUUUGUGCAUAGUACAGUAUUCUUAUUAGUAUCAUAAUGAAAUACUUGAUCAUAUUCUAACAGUCUUUAAGCAUAGAAAAAUGUUUAACAGCAGAAGUACUGAAGUUCUAAAAUAUUUAAACACUAUCAUAAUAGAAUUUGCACAAAAUCUCCUGUUGCUUUUUGUGCUCUCAUUCGUAUUUAGUCUUCCACUGUAUCUCAAUUUAAAAGCUUCAUAGAAAAAUAUCUUAAUUUAUGAUACACAAAACAUAUAUGAAAAUAUUUAGAACUUGUAAAUACAGAGAAAUCAUACAAUCUAUAUACUGUACAAUACAUAGGAAUAAGAAAUUUCCUUCUAAGCCAAUCGUAUCUCUAAAAGCUUUUGAAAAAAAAUAAUAGUUUAUUGAAGCGAAAUAAACAAUGUAAAACACAACACUAACCCAUUCUGUUUCCAAUAGAAUUUAAAGCAUGGUAUCUGCACAUCACUAAGUAUUAACUCUUACAGGGCAUGCCAGAAUUAUCUCAGACUGUAAGAUACUAAACGUUUUACAUUGUUAAUAAAGUUUUUUAUUUAAAUUAAA